Molecule: messenger RNA, 930 nt
Organism: Dalotia coriaria
Lineage: Eukaryota; Metazoa; Arthropoda; Insecta; Coleoptera; Staphylinidae
Product: arylalkylamine N-acetyltransferase 1-like
Exons: 2
Coding region: 144-857 (237 amino acids)
Molecular function (GO): N-acetyltransferase activity
Source: RefSeq, a predicted model, not a curated record
UAUUUUAUAAUCACGUUGUUAUCAAAUUGCCAAUUCAGUGCGCCUCAAUUGAUCAACACUGAAUUGAGCUCAGUAGUUCAGUUCAGUCCAUAUUACAGAAUCAAACAGUAUUAUUACCUUCUUAGAUUUACAUUUGCGUCAACAUGAGCAACGAUAAAUACCUGGCGCAUCACACGACGCUACGCACAAAAAGAAAACUUGUUUUGAAAUGGUUGAACGUUAACGAUGCGCUUGAAGCGAAAGUAUUGGACUUUUUACGCGUCAAUUUUCAUCCGAAUGAACCGCUGAAUCGCAGCAUUGAUUUAAUGAGCUUCCCGCAAGAUGUAACCACAUUGGAUGUACUUUAUAAAAACUGUUUUCCGCACGGUGCGUCAGUUGUAGCACUGGAUGAAAAUGGUAAUCUUGUCGGUGUGUUACUGAACGACAUUUUGAAACGCAACGCAGAUGAACACACAGAGACAGAAGGUGAGGAUCCGAAUUGGAAUCCCACGCCAAGAUAUGCAAAGUUUUUGGAUUUGAUCCCGCAAAUCGCAAAGGAUAUGCGCCUGUUUGAAAAGUAUCCAAAAGUAGAUGCUAUUUUAGAUCACGCUAUUUUAUCCGUGGGAGAUGGAUGGCAAGGAGAUGGAAUUAGUCAGAUUCUUGUUGAUUAUGCCAAUAGUGUGAUUGCUAAAAAAUUCAAUUGUGGAUUGUCUUUUGUGAUAUGUUCGAGUUAUUUCAGCGCACGAGUGUUUGAAAAGUGCGGAUAUAAAGAGAUUUGGUCGAAAAAGUUCCGAGAUUAUCAGGAGAAUGGAAAUAUUUUGUUUCCAACUGAAUCACCACAUGAUAAUAUCACCUGUAAAUUAUUAGAAUUAAAUUAAAUAUUCAUAACUUAUGUUAAACUAAAUGUUAUUGUUUUGUUUGUAAUAGAAACAACCUUAAACAAAUUAUAAA